CCCGGCUGCUCAGUUGCAAGCAGGGGACCGCGGCGGCGGCGCGGCUAGACGGGGGCGAAAGCGGCUGAGGUCGGAGCGAGCCGGCGUUUGCCUGGAAAGCGCAUGGUGUCCUCCCAGAUGCCUCUGAAAUUUAACUUCCAUCAUCCCUGACCAUUGGCCAUGCUGGCUCAUGAGAGCUGGAGUCCAACAACAUUUGGAGGGUGAUGAUUCUAUCUGCAGAGGAGUGAGCAGGUCAUCAGCAGCAAGGGAGGAAAAAAGAAGGUUUGAUCCUUUGUUUUUGUUUUUGUGGCGGAAGAAAAGGGGAAAUGGCGUUGAUGCUGCUCAGCCGACAUCUAACGAGUUCGUUGCAACAGAACUCUAGGAUUAUUGCAGCUUGGCACAGAGGAAUCAGUCAAGCUGCAGCAAAAAUCGAUGUGGAGUUUGACUAUGAUGGGCCCCUCAUGAAGACAGAAGUCCCCGGUCCAAGAUCCAGGGAAUUAAUGAAACAGUUGAAUAGAAUUCAGAAUGCAGAAGCCGUGCACUUUUUCUGCAACUACGAAGAAAGCCGGGGAAACUACCUUGUCGACGUUGACGGGAACCGAAUGCUGGAUCUCUACUCUCAGAUAUCUUCCAUCCCAAUAGGUUACAGUCAUCCAGCUCUAAUAAAACUCCUCCAGCAGCCCCGGAAUCUGAGUACCUUUGUCAACAGGCCUGCCCUGGGGAUUCUUCCCCCAGAGAACUUUGCUGAAAGGCUAAAGGAAUCGUUGCUUUCGGUGGCUCCUAAGGGUCUAUCUCAGGUUAUAACCAUGUCUUGUGGAUCUUGCUCAAAUGAAAAUGCCUUCAAAACCAUAUUCAUGUGGUACAGGAGCAAAGAAAGGGGGCACAACAGUGUUACCAAGGAAGAGCUGGAGACAUGCAUGAUCAACCAGCCCCCCGGUUGUCCAGAGUACAGUAUGCUUUCCUUUAUGGGCGGUUUCCAUGGGAGAACUAUGGGCUGCUUAGCUGCCACGCAUUCCAAAGCCAUCCACAAACUGGACAUCCCUUCCUUUGACUGGCCCAUCGCUCCCUUUCCAAGGCUGAAGUAUCCUCUGGAAGACUUUGUGAGAGAAAAUCAACAAGAAGAGGCCCGCUGCCUAGAAGAGGUGGAAGAUUUGAUUGUAAAAUACAGGAAAAAGAAGAAAGUUGUGGCAGGAAUUAUCGUUGAGCCCAUUCAGUCAGAAGGAGGGGACAACCAUGCCUCAGAUGACUUCUUCAGAAAGCUGAGGGACAUUGCCAGGAAGCAUGGCUGUGGUUUCUUGGUGGACGAGGUGCAGACGGGAGGCGGAUGUACCGGCAAGUUCUGGGCCCAUGAACACUGGGGCCUGGAUGACCCAGCCGACGUGCUGAGCUUCAGUAAGAAGAUGAUGAGUGGCGGGUUUUUCCACAAAGAGGAAUUCCGGGCCAAUGCUCCAUAUCGGAUUUUCAACACGUGGCUUGGGGAUCCCUCCAAGAACCUUCUGCUUGCAGAAGUCAUUAAUGUUAUCAAAAGAGAGGAUCUUCUCAGCAAUGUUACGCAUGCAGGGAAAGCUCUGUUGUCAGGGCUGCUGGAUUUACAGAGCCGCUACCCACAUCUGAUGAGCAGGGUGCGAGGGCGAGGGACCUUCUGUUCAUUUGACACUCCAAAUGAUGCUAUCAGGAACAAGCUCAUUGUAUUAGCCAGAAACAAAGGUGUCGUGUUAGGAGGCAGCGGCGACAGAUCAAUCCGUUUCCGGCCUACUUUGGUCUUCCGCGACCACCACGCACACCUCUUCCUGAACAUCUUCAGCGACAUCUUGGCAGACUUCAAGUAGCCGAGUCUUACCUUGCACUGAGAAAGCCCAAAUCCUAUAAGAGUCUGAGAAUAGUUUAUUUAAAAUCAUAAACAUAUAUAUAAAUAUAUAUAUAUAUAUUUUCACUAAUAGGAAAAACCGAAUUCAUAAAGUGGGGGGGUUGUUUUGUUUUUCAAACGUUUGUUUUAUUUUUCCAUGCUUAUCACCAAUUCGAGCUGCUUCCGACUUAAAACUCUGGACACCCUCUGGUGCUUUUGAAAUUCCUUGCAAGUAUUCUCAGUUCUGGGCAGCCGACCUGUUCAGGAUGGGGACUUAAGGGUUGUUCAUUAUCUUGGUUAGGACACAUGCUAGAUGUUUGGUGCAUUUAGUCUCUGAAGCGGGAUUCCUGAGAGCUUCCCGGCGUUUAUAACAACAAAUUUCCUACCCUUAAGGUGGCAGUGAGACUUCUGAAAAUGCACACCUACUGCCACUGAUCCAGAGCUCUGUAUACAUACCAGUGCAGAUGGGAGCAACUAUUCAUGCACAUCCAUGCACACCCCAGAGCCCCCAGACCCACAAAUAAUCACUGACUGGAGCCAACUGUGUUUGUAUUUAAGCAAUCGAAUCAUUCCCCCCUCUUUUUCGUAAAAAAAACACACACCUUUUUUUCUUUCCUUGCAUAUAUGUCCCGUUUUUCUUCUUCUGUGGUACCAAAGGUGGUAUCUGCCAGGUUCCCAGGACAUCUCCCAUCCAAGCACUGACUGGACUCAGACCUGCUUAGCUUCAGCUUGCAUGCCUUUGGACUCAGACCCUGGGUCCCAGUUUCCUUUUGAGUUCCCCGUUGCAUUUCCCUAUAUGCAGGUCACCAGAGACUUAAUCCCAAUUUCUAUUUGAUGCAGUUUCCUAACCCUGCAUGGGUCACUGCCCUUGAGCAUUGUAGAUGUUUGGGAUUGCUAUCCCAACCCUUUUAGUGGAGAUGCCAGGCACUGAACUUUGGACCCCUGGCCAGUGAGCUCCUCCUUAAUAUUAAGAGAGGUUCCUUUUUAUACCCCCCCCACCACACUUCCUGUGCCAAAUGUCUCUGCCAGCACAGAACUCUCCUUUGCUGGAGGAUUUUAAGCAGAGCUUAAGUCAGAGAUUCUUUACCUAUGAUUCCUGCAUUGCAGGGGGUUGGACUAGAUGGCCCUUGGGGUCCCUUCCAGCUCUGGAAUUCUGUGAUUCUACUAAAGUCACAUCAGUGAGACUAAAUCACGUAGAUGGUGCUUCCGAAGGCAAACAUCUGGCUUGGUGCAAAAGGUCCCGAUUUGCACAUUUAGGAAUGCACAAUGAACAGCCCUGUUGCAAAGGUGCAGAAAGGCACCCCUCAUCUGUCGGAACCAGAAUACUAAUUUCUCUUAGCAAUGCCUAGCCUUUUGCAGAUGAAACAUGGCCUGCGUUAACUGGUGAAUACACCAGCUCAUUGAACGUGGGGCAGUUUUUGAUGACCUCCCCAUUUUACAAUCCCAGGCAGGCAGCAAAAGCAAAUGGUCCGUCCUGCCACCCCAGACCUGCAGCUGCAUGUGGCUGGACUGUGUUUUAGCCUUGAAGCAUUGUCACUUGGCCUCAAAUAUCUUCCAUGCUGGGGCGAUAUGUCGCACACAGAUGUCCUCCUGCUAAUUUUGGUGUCCAGAGAGAGAGAUGGGGGGGGGGGAGAAGCAGCAGAGUUUGUGAGUGUGGGUUUUGAAGUUUUGGGGUUUUUUACAAGGUUGUCUGCUAAGCAGAAAGUGUGGACUUUUGUAUGGAUUGGGAAGAUAUGUUUUAAGGAAAGUAACACACACAUACACACAGCACUAAAUAAUUUUCAAAUAACUUUUUCAGCACUUUUAACACUGAUUUUAAGUUUCUAGACUUUGUGGUUGUAAUACACAAGCAUGCGGCUUGCUUGUGCAAGACUGGGCCAAACUCCAUGUGCUUUUUUUUUUAGAUACUGUGCCUUUAUUCCGCCCCACCUCCCCUCCCACCAUGCAUACCCUUCUCAUAAAUGGAGUUCUUUAUGGGAUGAAGAGACAGAGAAAUUCACCCUCCUCUGCUCAAAAUGCUCUGUCACAACUCCUUACCUUGCUGUCCCUGUCACUCAGUAUUGCCUGAAAAAGGGGG
Podarcis raffonei (Aeolian wall lizard) is the source of this 3902-nucleotide messenger RNA. RefSeq names its product 4-aminobutyrate aminotransferase (gene ABAT). Gene Ontology annotation, biological process: GABA catabolic process. Gene Ontology annotation, molecular function: pyridoxal phosphate binding. The coding region runs from base 306 to 1808 and encodes 500 amino acids. Lineage: Eukaryota; Metazoa; Chordata; Lepidosauria; Squamata; Lacertidae. The transcript is spliced from 17 exons. Gene Ontology annotation, cellular component: mitochondrion. The record is from RefSeq and is a predicted model, not a curated record.